AUGUUGGCUUUCAGAAAUUGGGAAUUGUAUGAAUAUCCAUCGUUACCAGAAAAUACUAAUCAUCAUAUUUGGAAUGUAAAAACAACAACUCAAUUAGAAAAACCGCUUUACAUUAUUUUUGCUCUACAAACAGAUAAACUUGACCAAAUAACGAAGGACCCAUCGAAAUUUGAUCAUUGUAAUAUAACUGAUCUAAAAGUUUACCUUAAUUCAGAAUCCUAUCCGUAUGAAGACAUGAAUUUAUCAUUUGAAAGAAAUCGUUAUGGUAUUGCUUAUGAUGAGUACACAAGGUUUCGAAGUAGUUAUUACAAUUAUCCUAUAUCUGAACCUCUAUUAAUAUUAAAUGAAUUCAAAGAAAAAGCUAUGAUUUUGAUAAUAGAUACUCGUUAUCAAAAUGAAAAUCUAAAAAUGGGGCCGGUUGAUGUUCGAAUUGAAAUGAAAAGUUCAGCUGCAAUACCCGAUAAAACAACAGCUUACUGUCUUAUACUACACGAUAGAUUAGUAGAAUUCACGCCUUUGACUGGUGAAGUUAAUAAAAUCGUUUAA
Condylostylus longicornis is the source of this 546-nucleotide messenger RNA. RefSeq lists its product as uncharacterized. The transcript has a single exon. Lineage: Eukaryota; Metazoa; Arthropoda; Insecta; Diptera; Dolichopodidae. The record is from RefSeq and is a predicted model, not a curated record. The coding region runs from base 1 to 546 and encodes 181 amino acids.